Molecule: messenger RNA, 3778 nt
Organism: Chelmon rostratus (copperband butterflyfish)
Lineage: Eukaryota; Metazoa; Chordata; Actinopteri; Chaetodontiformes; Chaetodontidae
Gene: alkbh1
Product: alkB homolog 1, histone H2A dioxygenase
Exons: 6
Coding region: 1-1131 (376 amino acids)
Biological process (GO): oxidative RNA demethylation
Cellular component (GO): nucleus; cytoplasm
Molecular function (GO): broad specificity oxidative DNA demethylase activity; oxidative RNA demethylase activity; ferrous iron binding
Source: RefSeq, a predicted model, not a curated record
AUGGCCAAGAUGGCAGCCUCCAUGGCGGAGAGUGGAGAAGAUGCAUUUAGAAAAAUGUUCAAGUUUUACAAGAGAAGAAACCCUCCGCCAGAUUUCAGCGAUGUCAUUGACUUCUCCAAAUGUGCAACGAGUGACAAGAUACUUCCAGCUAAACUGGACCCUGCUGCAGUGAGUGAUGCCCAGGCUGCAAGGGUUGGAUUACAGCCUGUCCGACACUGGAGAGCCUUUGGGCUGCAGGGCUACCCAGGAUUCAUCUUCAUCUCCAACCCAUUCCUGCUGGACUCCCAACAGUUCUGGGUCAGACAGUGUCUGAAGACCUACCCUCAGAAGCCCAAUGUCUGCAACCUGGACGUGCACAUGUCUCCCUCUGACACCCAGGACAUCUGGGGCAAGAGUGUACAUGGACUCAGUUUGCCUCCUUCUGGAAAGAGAGAACCAAAGACUCUUCUGGAGAGGCUGCGCUGGGUCACUCUGGGCUAUCAUUACAACUGGGAUACCAAGACUUACUCUGCCAACCAUUACACUCCUUUUCCAGUUGAUCUCCACUUGCUGUCCCUCCAAAUAACAGCUGCAUGUGGGUUCCCAGGGUUCAACACAGAAGCUGCAAUCCUCAACUACUACCGAUCUGACUCAUCGUUGGGAAUCCAUGUGGAUGAAUCUGAACUCGAUCACAGCUGCCCGCUGCUGUCAUUCAGUUUUGGACAGUCAGCCAUCUUCCUCCUGGGAGGCAUGUGCAGACAGGACCCCCCCACAGCUAUGUACAUGCACAGUGGGGACAUGAUGGUAAUGUCCGGACAGAGCCGCCUCCUUUACCACGCUGUUCCACGCAUUGUUCCAGCACCUCAGGGACAUACAGCCUCAGUAAUGGGAGGCUGCAGCCUGGCCUCAUCCCUGCAGGACAGCACUGUGGUGGAGCCGGUGACAGAGGAGGACUGGGUGGUGUGCUCCAGGUACAUCCAGAGCUCCAGAGUGAAUGUGACUGUCAGGCAGGUGCUGGGGCCUGGGCAGAGCUUCCCGGAAACAUCCUCUUCUCACCAAAGAACUGAUGCAGGCAAGACAGUGGGGUACCAUGAUGGACCAGCAGAUGGAGCGAGUGGGAAGAGGAAGAGGAGUACUAGCUGUGAAUGCUGAUACUCUAGAGACAUGAAACAAACCAUCUUGCUGUAAAUCUUGGAGACAUGAUGCUGCUUUGCAGUGAUAUUUUAUUACUUGUCCAUACAAGCUGUCUGCAUUCACCCAUCUUCUAUGGGCAAAACCAAAACUCCGAAAGAGCCACUCUGAACAAGCCCCCCCAGCUUUAUAUUGAUUUGUGGUGGAUAUCCCAAAACUUGAGACGCUAUGUAAAACAUAAAACACAAUCUGAUAAUAAUUAUUUAAUCAUUUUUGACAUAUACUAAAUUGAAAACUAUACAAAGAGAAUAUAAUUGUUUUACCUCAUCAACUUCAAUGCCCAAAAAACACAAGGAGAAGGAGAUACAGUAUAUGCAUGUGUAUAGUGAAGCCUACAAGUAGUUCAGCACUUAAAGUCGUUGUCACGGUGUACUCUUGCACAUGGAAGCGGACAUGAAACAAGGCCCUUGACUUUAAAAUGUUGGCUUUUUGUUUGAAGAAUAUUUGACAGUGUUCACAUCCAUGCUGGAUGUUUGGAAGGAGCAUCAACACGUAAUCUCUCAUUUUAGGACAAUUGUUCCAAACAUACAGCCAGUGAAUCGCUGAGUGAUGAGUCAGUCUUGACUUCCAUCUAUCUGCCUCUGUUUCACUGCUGAAAGCCAGACUGAAGGAAAGUAGCCUCACAAUAUGGAAAUGAAUUGUGGAUUGCUGGCUUACAGACCUGUCAGAGCAUCAGCAGUAGGAUGCCAAGCCGAGGUCAGAGACUUCACACAGUCAUUGACACCAUGUAUGUUACAUGACAAAGUUAUAUUAAAAUUAAAAAGCUCAAUAAGAAUGACUACAUUUUGACUCAAUUCAAAAUCCAGUGCGCCAGAGUACAGAGUCAAUGUGACAGUAACAUCUGUCAGUGUACAGAUGCAGUACUUUUCUGUGAAAAUGUGUCUAAAUUUAAGAAAAGUAAAAAAUUCAAAAGUUGGAGAUUAAGGUCUAAGCUUUCUGUAGAGGAAUGUCUACAUUUUUACAUAAUCAUUUUGAUAUAUCAUCUCUACUUAAAUAUUGUGGGGAUACAGAUGUGUACCCCAUUUACACCUGGCAUUAAAAGGCAAUUUGUAUCUGGACAGAAAAAAAAAUGACCUGCACGCAGAACAUGUUGGGAUGAGACUGCGAUCACAUCAGCCAGGCCACAUUACACACAUCAGGCUUGCAAUGUGAUCAGAUCUCGGUCAGGUAUAAAUGAGAUCCAUACAGUGUGACCACAUGCUUAAGAAAACAAUCCACCCUGCAGGUUGAUAAAUCACCUAACUCCACCUUUUUCACUAACUUCAGCAAAACCUCUACAUAAACUACCAGUCAAAAGUUUGGACACACCUUCUCACUCACUGGUUUUUCUUUAUUUUUAUUACUUUCUACAUUGUAGAUUCAUACUGAAGACAUCAAAACUGUGAAGGAACACAUAUGGAAUUAUGUGGUAAAUGAAAAAGGGUUAAACAAACCAGAAUAUGUUUUAUAUUUUAGAUUCUUUGAAAUAGCCACCUUUUGCUUCGAUGACAGCUUUGCACACUCUUGGUAUUCUCUCAAUCAGCAUCAUGAGACAGUCACCUGGAAUGGUUUUCAAUUAACAGGUGUUAAAUUUCAAGAGUUUAUUUGUGGAAUUUCUUGCCUUCCUAAUGUGUUUUAGAACAUCAGUUAUGUUGUGCUGCAGUACAGUUGGUAUACAGUUAACAGCCCUAUUUGACUACUGUUAUAAUCCAUAUUAUGGCAAGAACCACUCAGCUAAGUAAAGAAGAACGACAGUCAAUCAUUAAUCUAAGACAUGAAGGUCAGUCGAUCCAGAAGAUUUCAAGAACUUUGAAUGUAUCCUCAAGUGCAGUCGCUGUGAUGACACUGGCUGGAAGACCGCUACAGGAGAGGAAGACCAAGAGUUACCUCUGCUGCAGAGGAUAAGUUCAUCAGAGUUCCCAGCCUCAGAUAGUGAGGUUACCUUAAUGGCAAGUAAAUGUUCCAGUCUCUGCAAUAGCAUGUGAUGGUCAGUGAUGUUAAAUGCAACAUUAAGAGCUAACAAGACGAGAGCAAAGACAAGUUCUUUGUCUGAUGCAAUCAAAAUGUCAGUUGUAAGGUUGACCUGUGCUGUCUCUGUGUUAUGAUGCACUCUAAAUCCUGACUAGUAAGUCAUACAACUGAUGGCCGUGGCUUUCUCAAAGAUUUUAGGGAGAAAGGGGAGGUUAGAGGUCUGUAGUUGGCUAAAACCCCUGGAUCAAGAGUAGGCUUUUUAAGAGGAGGUUUAAUUACAGCUACUUUAAAGGACUGUGGUACAUAACCUGUUGAUAAAGAGAAGAAAAAAGAGAAAAAUAAUGUAAAAUAAUAUUGGCAUAAGUGCAAAAUGGCAACAUAAAAGAAUUUAAUCAUCAACCAUGAGAAAUGCUACAGUCGUGCCUUGACGGUUUCCCAUUUCAUCUUGGUGGCUGAUGGCUGAAUAUAAUGAAUGCAACAAGUGUUUUCAUAAAAUAUGUUUUAGUUUGAUUUUAUAUUGUUUCUUAUACAUGAGUAAUACCACUUUAUAUCCGUUGUCAUGUCACAUUUGUUUUUUUUAUUGUGGUUAUUAUGAACCAAACCACACCAUUAUAUUGAUAAAAAUAUAUUUAAAUUAAUAUCUGAUAUUUCUUCAGCA